AUGCCGCCUCAGAACUCCGGUGCUGGGGGCCGCGUUGGCACGGGUGCCGAAGAUGCCGGCGGCCCCAAGUUCAAGAAACGGUCGGCAUCACCAAAGCCGCAUGCCGCUUCCAAUUCUUCGACCGUGCCAGAACCAGAGGUUGCCAAGGCGAAGGGAUCCUUGCACGGUUCGAAGCCACGACGAAUCCGACAACCAGCAGGACUCCGGUCGAAUGUGCUGCGGCUGUAUUGUGCUACGGCCUGCUGCUUCAUGAUUUUCGCAUGGAUGGGCGAAGCACUGAGACAGGAGAUACCUGCUGGGAAAUUUCAGAAGAUGGACAAGUCCUUAAUCGAUAUCGAGGACUUCGACGUAUAUGAACUAGGUCCGUUUCCAAAAUGCCACGAACAUUUUGGCGAACAUCUUGUAAGCAAUGGCGGGGCUGAUCAAUGGGCCAAGAACUCCGAUGUUCCGCACGGUGGUCCGUAUCCACCUGGCCAUCCCGAAAAUCCGGAGUGGUUGUCGAAAUCAGCUUCGUCAUCGAAGCAAGCUGGCGACAGGUUUGGACAGCUACAAGCUCAAGUGCAGCUGGUUCUGCUUCCUGCGCUGUGUGUGAUGCUGGCUUCAAAGCAGAGUUUGUGGCUUUUCACUUCCGAGCAAGCCGCCGGAACGGUCACCCCAGUUUUGGAACAGCAGGAUGCAUACUGGCUUCCAGUUCUGGGUUCAGGAGCCCUAUUCGGCCUUUUCGUAGUUAUCAAGUUCUUAGGUCAUGAUUGGCUAAAGCAUGCAAUCACAACGGCCAUGGUUUGGAUUUCUGCGUUCGGUGUGGCAUCGAAUAUCGACACUGUCGCCCACCUGGUCCGAAAUAAACGUGGUUGCGUGGUCUCCUUUGCUCAGUUGGAGAUCUCCCUGGCAAACAUCUUUGGCAUGCCUGCAGCGGCCGCGCUCGCAGUGGCUUAUGUUUCAACCGGCCAUUGGAUCGUAAAUAACAUCCUCGGGUUCUCUUUCUGCCUGCUUGGAAUCAGGUCCAUCAACCUGUCCAGCUACGGUGCUGGGGUGGUGCUGCUGAGCGGUUUGUUCGUGUACGACGUGUUCUGGGUUUUCUUCAGCAAGCCGGUUUUUGGAGCAAACGUCAUGGUGUCGGUGGCGAAGGGAGUGGAGGCUCCAAUUAAACUAUUACUUCCGCGAGACUUCGGUGGGUGCGGAGAUCUGCAGUUUAACAUGCUGGGCCUUGGUGACAUUGCAGUUCCAGGUUUGUUCGUGUCUUUCCUUGCGAAAUGGGAUGCGGUCAACAUAGCAGCUGGUUCGAGCAAAAGCUUUGUGUAUCUGAACUUCUGCCUUCUCGCGUACAUGUUGAGUUUGAUCUUGACAGUCACGGUGAUGAUGAUCUUCCAGCAUGCUCAACCAGCUCUUCUGUACAUUUGCCCCUGCGUGCUGCUGGCUUCUCUGGCCGUGGCACUUGCACGCGGUGAGCUGACGGAUCUGAUUGCUUUCUCAAUUCCCGAGGAAGGAGAAGCGGAAGGGAUCCAAUCGUCCCCGUCCGAUGCGGGGAAAAAGAAGCGAGCUCUCGACGGCCUGGGGGGCCUCCUGCAAGAGGCCAGUGCCGCUGCCUGCGUCGAGAUCUUGAAACCCCUAGCCUGA
Molecule: messenger RNA, 1617 nt
Organism: Symbiodinium sp. CCMP2456
Lineage: Eukaryota; Dinophyceae; Suessiales; Symbiodiniaceae
Source: the annotation of a GenBank genome assembly